CCGCAGGAAUAACCGAGUCUCUCUCCCGCAGAGUGAAACGGAGAGGCAGAUAUGGAAGCAGUAGCUAGGCCUCGGAUACGCAGGGAAAUUAUUUACUUUGCACAGGGGAAAGCUUAGGGUUUGGUUCCGGGGGGCGCGGGUUUCCGCAGGGAAGGGAAAGAAGGAGCCAACAGACCGGUCACCAAGAGCCACGUCUAGGGGGAGAGGCAGAAAGAGAUCGGAGUAGUAGAGGAGUGUUGACUGUGCUUUUCCCGGUAAAUGAUAAACAUCGCAACUGCCUUCUGGAGUGUUCUUUUCAUUCUCACAACGUUCUAUGUACUUUAGGUCAGAUGUGAGGAAUUUUUAAAAGUAUCUGAUGUAAGUGCACCAUUCUGAUGGAGAGGAAAAUAAUACUGCAGGUCCUUCAGAAAACUUUUUAAUUUUAUGCAUUUGACACCUAUGACAAUGGAACAACAAUCUUCCCCUCGGAUUCUCCUCUGUGACUCAUUGAAUGAAGAAAGGUCUACAGUUAGCAAAGUGGAGACCUUUGAUGCCAAAACAGCAUCUAUUGCAGAAGGGAUUCGUGUGACAAGCAUUAAUUCAAGCCAUUUGCCUAAGGAAGUGGAUAAUGUGUUGAUAAGCAGCAAAGAAGAUGCAUGCGCAAAUGGACCUCCACUACAUGGCACAGAGCCCAUUUCACCUGUGGACUCCACCAGCAAUGUUCCUACUAUAUCUGCAUCCCCAGGUUUGGCUGGUUUCAGUGACAACCUAAUGGAAUCUAGUGCUAAUGGCAUAGUUCUUCAGAAAGAAGCUUUGCAGUCUCUGAAGCUAAGUCUUCACAUUCAGGAAACAGAUUUGUGCUUUAGUGAGGCUCCUCUUUCACUGGAAAGAGAGGAGCAAAUACGACUUCAGGCUAGACGCCGCUUGGAGGAACAGCUGAAGCAAUACAGAGUAAAGCGCCAUCAGGAGAGAUCUAAUCAUAGUACUCCAAAAAGCCGACCCUCUAGCACUCUUGAUCCUGAACUUAUGUUUAACCCAGAGACUCUACCACGAGCCAGUACUGUUUCUAUGACAAAGGAAUAUACUUUCCUGCGCACAAAUGUUCCAAGAGGGCCAAAACUGGGUAGUCUGGGCCUUCCUUCAUCUUCCAAAGAAAAGAAAUCCUCUCGGUCUUCCAAGUCUUCCAAUAAGAUCCGUUCCCUGGCGGACUACCGGACAGAAGAACUAGAAUACAAAAAUUCCAGCCCAGGCUACUCAGAGUCAUCCUCGGGAUCCUUAAAACCCAGCAGAGGCAGCAUGACAUCAGUAAUAUCGGAAAUCGGCAUGGACAGUAGUGAACAUUUUGAUGGCUCCAGUUUUGGUGGAGACAAUGGCUCUGAGUUGGAUGGAAGUGAAAUAGGGAUAAGGCAAGAUGGGAAUGAGAGCGACAGCUCUACUUAUAGUAGUGUGUCUACGAACAGAGGUGUUUAUGCACAAGCUACAACUCCCAAGCAGGAAGCGGAUUACUCUGUAAAUGGGCAGGUUAUUGCUGCUGAGGAUGUUGGACAUUACCCUUCUCUUAGUGAAGUGCUUCAAGCAGCAGCCACAGAAUGUAUUGCCCUAGAACAAGAAAUCAACGGGGAACCCAGAAGCCGGAGAGACAGUAUUUCAAGCAGCAUAUCCAUUGAGAGCUCAAUUGCUGGAACUCAUGAUGAGCUACUGCAGGUUUUGAAGGAGAAGAUGAGACUAGAGGGACAGCUUGAAUCAUUAACUUCAGAAGCAAGCCAGGCUCUGAAAGAAAAGACUGAAUUACAGGCCAAACUAGCUGCAGUGAGCACUAAGCUCCAAGCAGAGUUGGAAAACCAAGAAGCAAGCCAGAAGAAACAGGCGUCUUUGAGCUCUGAAAUGCUCAACUUAAAGAAAUCUUGUUUGGAUUUGGAGAGGGCAAUGGCUGAUCUACAGAACAGCUUGGAGGUCAAAAAUAGCAGCUUAUCUUCUUUGGGGAAUGACCUGCAAGUGGCAGAAGAACAAUACCAGCGACUUAUGGGCAAGGUAGAGGAGCUGCAGAGGAUUAUCAUUCAGAAGGAUAAUGCUGUUCACGAUUUGCGGCAACAGACAGUCUCCCUACAGUAUCAGUUGCAACAGGUACAACUUGACCGCUCAACUCUUACCAACAAACUUAAGGCUUCCAAAACAGAAAUCGCAUCCUUGCAACAGACACGUGAUUGGUACCAGCAGCAGCUAACACUUGCCCAAGGGGCUAGAGUGAGACUGCAGAGUGAGAUGGCAAAUAUACAGGCAGGGCAAAUGAGCCAAGCUGGUGUUCUUGAGCACCUCAAAAUAGAAAAUGUGACCCUUUCACAUCAGCUAACAGAAACACAACACAAAUCUCUCAAGGAGAAGGAACGUAUUGCUACACAGCUUCAAAAUAUUGAGGCCGAUAUGCUGGAUCAGGAAGCUGCAUUUCACCAGAUACAAGAGGCAAAAAGCAUGGUGGAAGAAGACCUGCAAAGGAAACUAGAGGAGUUUGAACAGGAGAAGGAACAGCUCCAAAAAUUAGCAGACUCUGCAACUGCUCUGGAACUUGAGCUUGAGCAGGUUAAACUCAAUUUGCAUCAAAGAGACCUGCAGCUGGAAGCACUUCAGCAAGAGCACCUUGAAAUUUUAAAACAGUUGUCUGUGACUCAAGAGAUCCUACAUACCAAAGACCAAUCUUUAAACGAUUUACAAAUGCGUUAUGACGAGCUAGAAGGCAGGCUGCUGGAACUCCAAAGUGAUACAGCUUCCAAGGAUGACACCAUUGACUACCUUCAGAACCAAAAGAUUGUCCUUGAAGUGGCCUUGCAGGCAGCUAAAAUGGAACAAGAUGGACUAGAUCAUGGAGUCAGGAACUUGCAAGAAGGAACUGUAGCAGCUGCAGAAGUUUUGGCAAAGCUACGUCAGGAACUUUCUAUCAAGUCUUGUCAGGUUGAAACUUUGCAGAAAGACAAUUCUACUAUCAAAAAACAAACACAGAAAGUGAAGGAGCAGUUCCUUCAGCAAAAGGUGAUGGUAGAAGCCUAUCGCAGAGAUGCUAGUUCCAAAGAGCAACUUAUAAGUGAACUGAAGACCACCAAAAAGAAACUUGAUUCAGAGGUCAAGGAAUUAAGACAGAAGUUGCUGUGGCUUCAGGGUGAGAAGUCUGCUGCAGAAGUGGAACAGGCACGGGUAAGAAAGGAGAUGUCUCAACUCCAACAACAGAUGGAAGAACUUGAAUCUAAUUUUCAAGCUGUACAGAAAGAGAGAGAUGACAUGGAAAGCCGCUUACAGUCAUUACAGUUCGAUAAGGAUCAGGUGGCCACACUGGCUCAGGAUAAUGCUGCACUAAAGGAACAAGUAGAGCUGAUGCAAAAUGAGGCAAAAAAGGCUAUAACAGAACAAAAGCAACGAAUGAAGCGCAUUGGAUCAGAUCUAACCAGUGCACAGAAGGAGAUGAAAAUCAAACACAAAGCAUAUGAGAAUGCAGUUGGGAUACUGAGUCGUAGGCUGCAAGAAGCACUGACUGCAAAAGAAACUGCUGAGGCAGAGCUAAACAAGCUAAAAGCACAACUCUCAGAUGUAGAAAAUAACCAAGCAUUUCAGGCAAAGCUGCAAAGUUUACAGAAUGAGUUGCAGACUGUUUGUCAUAGCAAGGCCAUGCUGGAACGAGAAUUGCAGGAGGUCAUUUCCCUGACCAGCCAAGAACUGGAAGAAUAUAGGGAAAAGGUCAUUGAGCUGGAAGAUGAGCUUCAGGAAGCACGUGGGUUUAGAAGGAAGAUUAAACGUUUGGAAGAGCUAAAUAAGAAACUGACUUUGGAGGUGGAACAUGAAAAAGGGAAGCUAACAGGACUUGGACAGUCUAAUGCUGCACUUCGGGAACACAGCAAUAUCCUAGAAGCUGCUUUGGCUAAGAGAGAGUCAGAUUUGGUACAGCUAAACCUCCAGGUACAAGCUGUCCUUAAGCGCAAAGAGGAGGAAGACCGACAAAUGAAGGAACUUGUACAGACUCUGCAGGAUGCUCUGCAGAAAGAGAAAACUAAAGUUAGCAGUUUGACAGAACAGCUAGCAGCAGCAAAGGCAGAAGCAGCACACAACCGAAGACACUACAGGGCAGCUGCACUGGAGCUGAGUGAGAUACAAAAGGAGCUACAGGCCAAACAACAGCUCAUCCAGGCCCUACAGACCGAAGCUGAAAAACUGCAAUCACAGGAUAAAAAGAAUACCCAGGAGCUAUCACAGUUCCAGCAGGAGUUAGCAGAAGCCCAUUCUCAACUUCAGCUUCUUCAGAAAGAAUUAGAUGAGCAAAUGAGCAAGAGGCCAGAAAUCAGUCAAGAGGUUGAGGAUCUGAAAUGGGAGAUGGACCAGAAGGAGCAUGAAAUUCAAGCUAUUAGGCAGCAGUUGGAUAUGACUGAGCAGCGCAAUCAAAGGGAACUGGAAGGAGUUCAGAUAUUGUUGCAGAACCUUAAACUUGAAUUUGAAGCUGUGCGGGAUGACCUUACAGAUGCACAAAAGGACAAGUUCAUGUUACAAGCAAAGGUGUCUGAAUUAAAGAACAGCAUGAAAACAUUGUUGCAGCAGAACCAACAGCUGAAGCUCGAUUUACGACAGGGCCGGAUCAAGAAGAGGAAGGAGCUGAAAAGUGAUGCCACUUCUUCUAAUCCAGUGACUCCAGUUAAGAUACCAGACUGUCCAGUACCAGCUUCACUGUUAGAAGAAUUAUUGAAACCUACAUCUGCAAACAGCAAAGAACCUCUUAAUAAUCUAAACAACUGUCUUCGUCAGCUAAAGCAUGAAAUGGACAGCCUCCAACGACAGAUGGAAGCACAUACUAUAACUGUGCAUGAAUCAAUGACUUCCUGGAACCAAAUUGAGGGUCAGCUGCUGGAUCUCAAUGGUUCUGGUUCUCAAGCCAUUGUCAACUCUAGCCUCCAAUUAAUUGACCAAAACCUUAAUAACUGUGAUCCAGGGCCUGCAGAACAGUGACUGUACCCUUUAUUUGUGUCUUGAAGGUGCCUCUGUAUAACUGGUCAGAAGCUACAUGCAGGUAGUUGGUUGAAGUUUGAAAUCUGGAUUUAAAGCACAGAGCAAGACAUUUCCUCGUUAUAAUGUUGGUUGCUGAGAAUAAAUUCACUUCCAGAAUUAACAUA
Messenger RNA from Xenopus laevis (African clawed frog), 5123 nucleotides. RefSeq names its product golgin A3 S homeolog (gene golga3.S). The record is from RefSeq and is a predicted model, not a curated record. Gene Ontology annotation, cellular component: cytoplasm. The transcript is spliced from 24 exons. The coding region runs from base 424 to 4959 and encodes 1511 amino acids. Lineage: Eukaryota; Metazoa; Chordata; Amphibia; Anura; Pipidae.